AUGUCAGGUGGCUCUCGGAGCCGAGAUGGCUGCUUCAACUGUCGAAGACGAAAACGAAGAUGUGACGAGGAGAAGCCAACAUGUCGAAGAUGUCAAAGAACAGGAGAUGACUGUGUCUUUCCGAGUCCAGCUUCAGCAUCGAAUCCGUUAAAGUUCAUCGUGGCAGCUUCAAACGAUCAUUAUCUGGUCCCGAGUGAUAACCAGAGUCAUAGCUUUCUGAAUCUCUCACCUCAAGAACUCGUCGCCAUUUGUAAUUCGAGUGAGGGAAGGAUUGUUUGGACGCAGGAAUCUGUUCCCCGCAGUUUGUCACCGUUUGCUUUUGAGUCGGGUCGUUCAGUUGAGAAAGCUCUCGUCCAAUACUUCAUCCCACGAAUGUUCUACCAAGGUCCUCUGUUCUCCGCAGUCCUGGCCAUGAGCGCAGCAGAAUGGGCACAAAACAUUGUCCCAGAUGGAAGAGACUACCGCGCUCUGUCAAUGCAGUACAAAGUCCGAGCUCUCCAUGAACUACAGCACGCUCUUCCAGAUUCCCAAGGCAGUGAGGGCAAUCUUCUCACCUGUGUUCUUUUGGCAUCUCUCGAAAUAGCACAUGGAUCGUGUCCGACAUGGCUCCGUCAUCUUCAAGGCGCACUCGCUCUGCUUGAGAGCUUCGGAAACAGUAUUGACCCUAAUGUGGCCGAGUUUGUACUCCAGUAUUUCCGGUUUCGAUAUAUUCUGAUGGAGACUACACAACCUACCCACCAGGAUUCGUUACACCAAGCAAUGGCUGGGUUGGCCAAAGCUGAGGCUACACUCCCGCAUUCUCGAAAUCUGGUUGAUGAACAGAUUGGUUGCUCAAUGGAUCUCGUCGACAUCAUCAACGAAAUAUCGUCACUGUCCACCCACGACAUAUCCAAGGAUCAACUGUACGCAACGGGCCAGGAAAUUGAACAACGACUUGAGGAUCUCUCUUUUCAGGGCACCGACGACUAUCUCUUACGGAGCGCCGAGUCUUUUAGAAUUGCAGCCCAAAUCUACCUCCGCCUCGUGUGCUACAACACAGUCAUUACCCACCCAUCAAUUCUGGCCCUCCACGAAUCUCUUCUCUCUUGUCUUUCCGAUAUCAUCGUUGAGGGACAGACUCGAAGGUCAUUCCCAAUGUGGCCGCUGUUCUUAGCAGGCUGUGCAUGCUCAUCAGACGAACAACGAAAGGUUGUGUUGGAUCACUUCAUGUUGAUGGAUAGUAAAUGGCCGAUCAGCAACAUAUCUGCUGUUUGGAACGCACUCAAGUUGAUCUGGCAUACAAGAGAUCUUCAGGUAUCGAGUACAAAUCAAGACUGGAGGGAGAUUAUCCACAAGUUUGGAUGGAAGCUCUCAUUAUCAUGA
Fusarium oxysporum Fo47 is the source of this 1362-nucleotide messenger RNA. RefSeq names its product transcription factor domain-containing protein. NCBI's taxonomy places the organism in Eukaryota, Fungi, Ascomycota, Sordariomycetes, Hypocreales, Nectriaceae. Gene Ontology annotation, biological process: positive regulation of transcription by RNA polymerase II. The record is from RefSeq and is a predicted model, not a curated record. Gene Ontology annotation, molecular function: DNA-binding transcription factor activity, RNA polymerase II-specific; zinc ion binding; transcription cis-regulatory region binding. Gene Ontology annotation, cellular component: nucleus. Bases 1 to 1362 code for a protein of 453 amino acids. The transcript is spliced from 2 exons.